AUGCAUUGGUCCUUGAUUGUCACCUCUUCCCUAGCUGUUCUAGCUGCUAGUCAAGCCACCGACGAACAGCACGAGACAAGCAGCGUGGAAACGCAAGACAUAUUCAAAGACUGCAAACUCCUCCAUGUUUGGACGGUCCCAAGCCUCAACGAAAACGGCGACAAAAACGAAGAGACGCCACUCCAACUCUUAGUUGGAAGGUGCGCAACCAAACAAAACGGGGAAACUGUGAGUUGGACGGAUACGACAAUCGGGCUGAACGAAUGUUUCGCUUGGGAUACGAACACACACAGCCUUGUCGCCCAUAAGGAGCAUUCCCAGAAGGAUGGCAAUGGAUUCCGAGAUGGCCAGUGCGAUCGCUGUAUACUCAAGGAUCAUGAGAUCCAAUGCUGGUGCAAAAACGUGGAUGAGAGUGAUAAGGAUCCCGAAAGGAUGGCGGCGAAGAAGACGAUCAAUAUUGAGGGGAAGAUUGUCUAUAAACAGGACGAAGGGUUCGCUUGUGCUACUGAAACGGCACAGUGA
Molecule: messenger RNA, 522 nt
Organism: Aspergillus pseudonomiae
Lineage: Eukaryota; Fungi; Ascomycota; Eurotiomycetes; Eurotiales; Aspergillaceae
Exons: 3
Coding region: 1-522 (173 amino acids)
Source: RefSeq, a predicted model, not a curated record